Messenger RNA from Mesitornis unicolor (brown roatelo), 171 nucleotides. It is a transcript of the gene ATP5MJ, whose product is annotated as chromosome unknown open reading frame, human C14orf2. Bases 1 to 171 code for a protein of 56 amino acids. The record is from RefSeq and is a predicted model, not a curated record. Gene Ontology annotation, cellular component: mitochondrion. The transcript has 3 exons. NCBI's taxonomy places the organism in Eukaryota, Metazoa, Chordata, Aves, Mesitornithiformes, Mesitornithidae.
AUGGUGCAGACCAUGCUUCCAAAGUCAUGGAGAGCCAUGAAGUUCUACUUCACUACAGUGUAUCAAGAAAUAUGGGUUGGUGUAGCAUUAACAGGUUACGCCUAUUACAAAAUUUCAUACGGCAAAAAAAAAGCAGUGGCAGAUAAGUCCUCUGGUGCUGGCCAUCAUUAA